Lagopus muta (rock ptarmigan) is the source of this 1214-nucleotide messenger RNA. Its product is annotated as proline-rich proteoglycan 2-like. The record is from RefSeq and is a predicted model, not a curated record. Bases 1 to 957 code for a protein of 318 amino acids. The transcript has 2 exons. Lineage: Eukaryota; Metazoa; Chordata; Aves; Galliformes; Phasianidae.
AUGAGCUCAGCCCGCUGGCAGCCGACCCUGAGACCCCCACCAACAGCACGGCCCUGGGGGAACGCGGGGCUGAGCUGCGGGAUGGGUCCCCACCGCCAGAGCUGCGUCCUGCACAGGUGGGUGGCGCCGGGUGAUGGGGGGCACAUGGAGGACCCUGGUGGGGACGCAGCGGAGGAGGGGGGACAGAUCGCAGCAAAAGAGGAGGGGGGUGGAGGUGACAGGGAAGGGAACAACGGAUGGAGCAGAACUGAGCUGGGGCUUGAGAAUGGAGCAGCAGAAGCAGUGCUGGCUCCAGGUGGGGGAGAGGAGGUGGAUGGAGCACCAAAGCAGAGUGAGGAGGGGGACUCCCAACUUCCUUUAGAGGGGUCUCCAGUGCCAGAAGGACCCCUCCAGGAGCCCACGGAGACCCCACUCCCUCAGGAGUCUGUCCCUAACGUUCUCCCAACCCCAAUGGCUGCCCCUGAGGUUCCUCCAACCCCAAUAGCUGCCCCUGAGGCUCCUCCAACCCCAAUGGCUGCCCCUGAGGUUCCUCCAACCCCAAUGGCUGCCCCUGAGGUUCCCCCAACCCCAAUGGCUGCCCCUGAGGUUCCUCCAACCCCAAUGGCUGCCCCUGAGGCACCUCCAACCCCAGCGGCCACCACAGAGGCCACAGACCCCCACCCACAGGCGGGUCACACCCCCACUCCCCAAGGAGCAGCAGCCCCUGACCCUUCUCCCACCCCUUCUCCCCCCCAGAGGCCGUGCCACCCCCCCCCCGGGGGCCGUCCUGCGCCGCGAUGGCAGCGCCCCGGUGCGCCUGGCGUCCCGCCCUGUGCGGGUGCAGCAGGCCCGCUCCGUCCCCGUCGUGCCCCCCCAAAGCCUCAGUUCGCCAUCGUGCCCCCCACCCUCCAACCCCACCCCCCCCGCAGCAGAGGGCCGCAGGGCGAAUUGGUGUUACGGUGGCAGCAUCUCCUUUGACGCCGCCAUGUUGGAUGCUGCCGCCGAGGCGGCCAUCGGUGCGCCGGAUUCAGACCUAUGGCGGAGGGGAGCCGCCCGCCGCCCCCCCACAGCCCCUGCCCUUCCAGAAGGCCCCCAUGAGGCCGCGGCUGCUGCGGCCCCACAGCUGCAUGGCUGCCCCACAGGGCCGUGGGUCGGGCCAAGAUGGCGGGACGAGUCCCAAACAGAGAGCUGAGGGCACGGCAGGAGAGCGCUGAGGAUGGGGGGGCCGCGGGGUG